AUGGGCAUUUAUGAUUUACCUGCGACGAUCUCGUAUAUCAAGAAUACGACAUCGCAACCAUUGUAUUCGUACAUUGGUCAUUCGAUGGGUACGACUGCAUCUUACGUGAUGGCAGCGGAACGUCCGGAUAUUGCUCGAAUGGUGGGAGCGAUAAUUAGUCUCGCGCCUGUAGUUUUUUCGGAACAUGCAAAAAGUCCAUUACGAUUCAUCGUUCCUUUUGCGGACGAAUUUCAGAUAAUAGCGCACCUCUUCGGCCAGGACGAAUUACUGCCACAAAAUGAUGUAUUGGAAUUCUUGGCGAAAAUCGGUUGCGACAUAUUCCACUUUGAGGAGGUCUGUGUCAAUAUAAUAUUUUCGUUGGUAGGAUUCGACAAAGAACAAUUCGAUUACCUGCAGAUGAUAAGAAAAGCGGGUUAUCCCGCGGAGGCUCACGUUAUACAGACGGAGGAUGGUUAUCUCUUAACACUUCAUCGUAUCCCAGGUAACAAGGAUCAGCCACCCGUGUUGUUGCAGCAUUGUUAUUUGUGCAGCUCCGCUGCCUGGAUCAUUGCCGGCAAGGAUAAAGGACUUG
This is a messenger RNA of Wasmannia auropunctata (little fire ant), 571 nucleotides long. RefSeq names its product lysosomal acid lipase/cholesteryl ester hydrolase-like. The transcript has 3 exons. Gene Ontology annotation, biological process: lipid metabolic process. The annotation marks the transcript as partial. NCBI's taxonomy places the organism in Eukaryota, Metazoa, Arthropoda, Insecta, Hymenoptera, Formicidae. The record is from RefSeq and is a predicted model, not a curated record.